UUUAAGGUGCACCCAUUUAAUUGCACACCCACAGCUUGUAUAACUUCCAUGGGAAAGACGUCACAAAUGCUUUUGUGGCAGAAAGCAAUUAAAUUCUCACAUCGUAGUGUAGUCUAAAGCCCUCCCAGAAGAGUAAGAAGCUGUCACUGCAAUGAACAGGGAAACAAACAAUUAUUAUACCCUUCAGAAGAGACUAUGAAUGAGCAGGUUUCUUCAAACUUUUGGACAUGUUGGAUAUGCUGUCAUUAGUAGAGCGCAUUAGAAAAAGCAAGAGAGUGAAAGGGAGGAGCUGGAGUGAGUUCUUCUAUCCUCAUUGCUCAGGAACCCUAUAGACAGAGAACUGACUCAAAGCAUUUGCAUUCUUAUUGUGUGUUGAACAUUAUUCAAAGAAGGCAAUAACGGGGCCAAUUGGAUCUCUCCACCACAGAAACCUGAAGUGAUAAAAUCAAAAUUAUUUGAACAAGCAAAUGUUCUCUCUUUUCCGUUUCAAGGUGAGAAGCUUAACAUGAUCCUUCAAAAGGAGAAAACACUUUUCCCACUCUGCGUGAGGUGCUACUGCUAUGGAGCCUGAGGAAACUUCUUCAUGGAUCCUGUAAACUCUCCCAUGCUGGACGGGCUUGGAUGUAAGCGCAUCAGCUCGGGUGCUGCCUGGAUAUUUCAGCAUAUACAGCCUUCUCCAGGAUAUACAAACUCCUUUGUUUGCAGUGAGACAUGGAUAUCAUUGAACAUUUCAUUCAAAACCUAACUGUAUGCAAUGGCAAAGACAACGUCACCUCCAUUAAUAAUGACGCUAUUAAGAUUAUUAGAUGGGUGUCUUUUGCUCUCGGACUGCCUGGUGUCUGCUUCUCAAUUUAUCUCAUGAGCCAGCAGGUCAGCAAUGGCAAAGCUGCCCCCGUCUACCUCAUCAGCCUGCUCGCCUCGGACAUCUUCAGCAUCUUUGGACAGCCAAAUAAGCCUAUAGACAGCAUUACGCAGGCCUCCACACUGGGGGACAUUUCCUCCUUGGUGUUUUACUUUGGCGUCAUCACCAACAUCGUGUUCAUGGUGUGUGUUGCACAGGAACGGUACCUGUUGGUGGCUUGUUCACAGCACGUUGCCUGUUGCAUCAAGGUUAAACAGUCAGCCAUAGUUUCUUUGGCCAUGUGGGCAGCCCCCAUUGCUAUCCUCAUGCUGGCUCUGAAUGGCUACAUGCUCUGUUUCUCCAUCAUUCUCCUGCUCCCACUUGCUGUUCUGUCCUUCUUCUUAGUGGACACCUUUAGGGCCCUUUAUUGUUCCAGAAGGUCAGUGCACGUUCACGAGCGAAAAAGGAUUCUGGGUAUGCAGGCCAUGCUUUUCUUCAACUACAGCUUCCUCUAUUUUCCUUUUGUCUUAAACACACUGUUUAAUGCUUUAUCACUCAAAUGCUACACUCAGUAUUUGGGACUGGUCGUUAACACAUUCUUGAAUUUCGGGCCCUUUGUGGAUCCGUUCCUCUCCUUUUUUCUGACGAAAGUGAAGGAUUUAAAAGAAGCGUGCUCCUGCUGUAAAAGGAGGCGCAAACCAGUGGACGAGACGCCCACUGUAGAAACAGUCUCUGAGAUUGUAACUAGACUCUGAAGAGAUGCAUCAUGAAGCAGCAGAGGGACCAUGAUAUAGGCCUAUUCAUGAAACCAUACCAUUGAUCAAUCAGCUGACAGACAUUAAAAAACUGAUGUUGGUUCUUAAUCAUAUUAAGGUUUAUCUUGCCCUGUGACAUGGAGUAACAGCAACACUUCUGGUAACUUGGUGAUUUCAGCAUCUGAUUAUUGGCAAAUGCAAUACCAAUUUUA
Molecule: messenger RNA, 1808 nt
Organism: Pygocentrus nattereri (red-bellied piranha)
Lineage: Eukaryota; Metazoa; Chordata; Actinopteri; Characiformes; Serrasalmidae
Exons: 1
Coding region: 712-1596 (294 amino acids)
Biological process (GO): phospholipase C-activating G protein-coupled receptor signaling pathway; positive regulation of Rho protein signal transduction
Molecular function (GO): G protein-coupled receptor activity
Source: RefSeq, a predicted model, not a curated record